Molecule: messenger RNA, 3870 nt
Organism: Alnus glutinosa
Lineage: Eukaryota; Viridiplantae; Streptophyta; Magnoliopsida; Fagales; Betulaceae
Product: probable serine/threonine protein kinase IRE4
Exons: 17
Coding region: 301-3606 (1101 amino acids)
Biological process (GO): intracellular signal transduction; peptidyl-serine phosphorylation
Molecular function (GO): ATP binding; protein serine/threonine kinase activity
Source: RefSeq, a predicted model, not a curated record
UUUCAACGCGAAAGUGACAACCACAAUCAAGAAGAAAUGCACAACCACAAUCAAGAAGAAAGGCUCUCAUCCUAGGCCUUAUGAUGACUCCCACUUUGGAGCUCAGAGCUGCGAUUACUCUCCAUUUUGGUCCCUAAUCGUCUUUAACUUCGUAAUCUUCUCGUUCAUUAGCGCUUGUUCCAUAGCUUUUCGUCGUUUAAAUGGAGAAUAUCGAUUCUAGUCGGUGCAAUAAUCAAAGGGAAAUCAGAGAGCUAGGGUUUUAGUUUCGGUUAUCCAAAACGUGUACGGAGCUUAUCUACAAUGGACGGAACGAGUCGAUAUGAGUCUUCGUCCGAAUCUGGUAUUCCCUCCGGGUUGAAUCCGAUUAAGACUCGGCGAAUUCCUUCCAAGGACCAACCGAGUUCGAAGCUCGACGAGUCGACCGAGUCUCCGAGUUUUGGGGCCUCAAGGCCUUCCCUUAAGCAAAAGCAAAGGACUAUGGCUCACGGACGUGGAAAGGCCAGUGGUUCUUCCAGAAAAGAACUCCACAAAGGAAAGAAGAUAGCUCGUUGGUUCAAGUCAUAUCUUUCCAAGGAUUCAACUCAACCUGUUAAUAAUGUUCCUUCAAACAUUGAGGGCUACGAGUCAAAAUUCAAGACACUUGAUAAGGAGGGUGCUACACAAGCUAGAGUACACAAUAAGGGAAGACAUUUAAAUGAAAAAUAUUCUUCACGAGAGAGUGCAACCUUCUGUAAAGUGCCAAAAGGUCUAAAAAGUUUUUCACAUGAAUUAGGACCCAAGGGUGGCACUCCACCUGCCCAGCCUCGGGCCCACAGCUACAGCGAUCUGGAGGAGCUUUUGGGUUCUUUGCAUUCAAGAUUUGAUGCUGCCAAAGAAGUGGUGAAUGUGGAGCUGGCUAGUUUUGCAGUGGAUGUUAUGGAUGUUGUUGAGAAUAUUGACUUGUCGCCAGAGGGGCAGAAAAUGGCAGAGGAUCUUCUCAUUCUUGCUAAAAAGUGUAUGGAAAUGACCUCUUCUGAGUUUCGUGCCAAAUGUGAAACAAUUGUCCAAGAAUUGACUGCAAAAAGGCAUCAGUGUCAAACAGGAAUGCUAAAGUGGCUGGUCACACGCAUGCUGUUCAUAUUAACACGCUGCACUAGACUGUUGCAGUUCCAGAAAGAUAGGGAGCCAAUAGAUGAGAAAUCUCUUGAUAAACUAAAGAAAUGUUUAGAAAGUAUUCCUGCUGUUGAAACAAGCUGGGUGCCCAAUACACGGAUUGCUGAUUCUGGUUUAGAUUAUGCUUUGAGUCAGAAGGAUGCUGUCAGACGUGAAUUGCAGCGGGAAAAUAAGCUAUAUUCUGUUCCCGAGGCAAGUUGUAGCAGUUCUGUAGAGCCAGAUGAUGAGAGUGACUCAAUUUCUAGAAAAGAUAACAUGGUUUUGGAACAAAAAUUGCCAAUUCAGAAUUCCCAAACUGAUUUCCUUUCACAAGUCCAACAGUUUCAUCUAUUUGAUGGCAGUAUUGGAAAGUCAGCAAAUAAUUCCAGUUCUGGUUCAUUUCAUGAACAAGAACGAAGUCCAGGUGGAUCUGUUUCAGUUCUCUGCCGGAUAUGUGAGGAAAUUGUUCCUACUUCUCAUCUGGAAUUCCAUUCUUAUAUAUGUGCAUAUGCUGAUAAGUGUGACUUAAAUUAUCUAGAUGUAGAUGAGCGCCUUAUAAAACUUGUGGAGAUAUUGGAACAGAUUAUAGAGUCACGCAAUAUGAGUUUUCAUGCAUCUUAUGACAGCCCUGAAAACUCAGGAACACAUACUAUAAACUUUGGAAUUGCAUCUGAAGGUUAUUCUCCCAAGAUAAGUGAGUGGCGAAAUAAAGGUGUUGAAGGAAUGUUUGAGGAUAUACAUGAGAUGGACACAGCCUUUAUAGAUGAUUCUCAUUCGGCAUCUAUGAAUCUGAAGGGCCACUUGGGUUUGAAGCUUGGCUACCAUGGCACAUCAUCCUCAACUGGGAGCAUGACAUCAGUAUCAUCCACAAAUACCCCUAGAGCUGGUCAUUUUGACUCCUGGUGGUUGGAGCACAACAAUCCUUCUGCACUGGAGGAUUUGCAACAGAUGAAUGACCUUGCGGACAUAGCUCGCUGUGUGGCAGGAACAAAUCUUUCAGAAGAAGGGUCCUAUGAAUUUUUGCUUGCCUGCAUGCAAGACUUGCAGGAUGUUUUAUGCAAUAGCAAGCUGAAAGCUCUUGUAAUAGACACCUUUGGAGGCCGUAUAGAGAAACUUUUGCGGGACAAAUAUAUACUUUCUUGUGAACUAAUGGAUAUGAGAAGUCCAAAGAGUAAUAGCAAGAAUAAGGAAAGCUCAAGACCUCUGUUGGAUAAUGCAUCUCAGAGUAUCACAGUGUCAUCUCGGACUAGCAUUGAUGACUUUGAGAUCAUUAAACCAAUUAGCAGGGGUGCUUUUGGUAAAGUCUUUCUUGCUCGCAAGCGGACAACAGGAGAUUUUUUUGCAAUAAAGGUGCUGAAGAAAUUGGAUAUAAUAAGAAAAAAUGAUAUUGAGCGUAUAGUAGCAGAGCGUAACAUACUAAUUACUGUCCGAAACCCUUUUGUGGUUCGAUUUUUUUAUUCAUUCACCUGUAGAGAUAACAUUUACUUGGUCAUGGAAUAUCUCAAUGGAGGUGAUCUUUACUCGCUGCUCAGAAAUGUUGGUUGCCUUGAGGAAGAUGUAGCUCGUUUAUAUAUUGCAGAAUUGGUUCUUGCUUUGGAGUACCUCCACUCUCUUGGAAUUGUGCAUCGUGAUUUGAAACCUGACAACAUAUUGAUUGCACAUGAUGGGCACAUCAAGCUUACAGACUUUGGGCUAUCAAAGAUUGGCCUUAUAAAUAGCACCAUAGAUUUAUCAGGACCUCAGACAAAUGGAACUACUUCUCUAGAUGCGGAUAACCCACAUGCUCAACAAACGGAGGAAAGAAGUCGGCACUCAGCAGUUGGGACACCUGACUACUUGGCCCCAGAAAUCCUUCUCGGAACUGAGCAUGGUUAUGCUGCUGAUUGGUGGUCAGUGGGAAUCAUCUUAUUUGAAUUAAUAACUGGAAUUCCACCUUUCACCGCUGAACGUCCAGAGAUAAUUUUUGACAACAUUCUUAACAGAAAAAUCCCCUGGCCAUCUGUUCCUAGUGACAUGUCCUAUGAGGCCCAAGACUUUAUUUAUAGGUUUCUUAUACAUGAUCCAGAGCAGCGCUUAGGAGCAAAUGGAUCAGUAGAGGUAAAAGCACAUCCUUUUUUCAGAGGGGUUAACUGGGACAACCUAGCAUUGCAAAAGGCUGCAUUUGUGCCACAGCCUGACAGUGCAGAUGACACGAGCUAUUUUAUAUCACGGUUUACUCAAAUUUCUGGUGGAAUGCUGGAUGAUCGAAAAUGCAGCAAUUCUGAUUCUGACACUCAGGAAUCAUCCUCAAAUUCUGGAGCUGAGAUGGAUGAAUGCGGUGACCUAGCUGAGUUUGAUGCUUCUCCAUUAAAUCUCUCAUUGAUAAAUUUCUCUUUCAAGAAUUUGUCACAGUUGGCAUCUAUUAACCACGACGUGCUCUUACAGACUGGAAAGGAUUCAAACAAGUCCUCCCCAUCCAGUGGUCCAGGUUCAUAGUUCAUGGAGUUCUUACACUGAAUAUAUUGUACAGCUGACCCUGUAUAUAAUGAUUUUAGGAUAGGAAGAUAAAAGUAUAUAUAUACGAAAAGGAAAAGAAAAUCAAAGGGGUUAAAGAUAAAAAUAUAACUUCAGCAACAACAAUACAAUACCAUCUAGUGGUAUUCAUUGUUCCUUCCGGAGCUCAUGUCUCUUUCAUGGAAAGAAAAUGAGAACACAUUAUUGUUUAUUAAUAAAAUCAGAAACAAACAAUACUUAAUUCAA